CUGAGCCGGGCGGCAGAGCCAGCGGCCGCACGCAGAGAAGUUUUACGGUGUGCUUCUAAAAAGAGUAUUGACCAUGAGGAAGCCCAUGUGAUGGUCCACUAAUCACACUGAAGAAAAUGAAACCACGUUUCAGCAUUGUCGAUCCUUUUCCCACCACUGUUGGCUGAAUGAGAGAUGGUCGUGUGAUUAUGCUGACAGCCCAGCAUGCAUUUGGUAGACCUGUGGUUAACUCGUUCCCUCUCCAUGUGUCUGCUCUUACAAAGUUUUGUCCUCAUGAUACUGUGCUUUCAUUCUGCCAGUAUGUGCCCGAAAGGCUGCCUCUGUUCUCACUCUGGAGGUCUGAACGUCAGCUGUAGCAAUGCAAAUCUCAAGGAAAUACCCAGAGAUCUUCCUCCAGAAACAGUCUUACUUUAUUUGGACUCCAAUCAGAUAACAUCUAUCCCCAAUGAAAUUUUUAAGGACCUGCACCAACUGAGAGUCCUUAAUUUAUCAAAAAAUGGGAUUGAGUUUAUAGAUGAACACGCCUUUAAAGGGGUGGCAGAAACCUUGCAGACUCUGGAUUUGUCCGACAACCGGAUUCAGAGCGUGCACAAAAACGCUUUCAACAACUUAAAGGCCAGAGCCAGAAUUGCAAACAACCCCUGGCAUUGUGACUGCACACUGCAGCAGGUGUUGAGAAGCAUGGCCUCCAACCACGAAACAGCCAACAACGUCAUCUGCAAGACUUCUGUGCUGGAUGAACACGCGGGGAGACCAUUCCUCAAUGCUGCCAAUGAUGCUGACCUCUGCAACCUUCCUAAAAAGACUACCGAUUACGCCAUGCUGGUCACCAUGUUUGGCUGGUUCACCAUGGUGAUCUCAUACGUGGUUUAUUAUGUCCGGCAAAACCAGGAGGAUGCAAGGAGGCACCUUGAGUACUUGAAAUCCCUGCCAAGCAGGCAAAAGAAACCAGAUGAAGCUGAUGACAUUAGCACUGUGGUAUAGUAUUCUGAAUACAAUGACUACCUUUGUGAUGAAAACUGGAUUUGGAUGUCACUCAAACCAGAGGUUUACUUCUAAUGUUCAUUGUAAACAUUAAGACUUUCGGGUUGGUUUUUUUUUUCCUGUUUAACUGAAUUAUGCCACUGUUGAGCUUUCUAACAGAAAGUUUUGUCGGGGUGGUAUACGUUAAUUAUUUCUCUGGUGGUACCCUAAAGCAAGUUAAUUAAUGUGUAAACAUUAGUUUAGACCCAUUCCACUAUUUAAUAAUGAAAUUUAUUUUUUUAAUUUAAAAACCAAAUAAAAGCUCAAAUUUGAACCAUGUAAAACAGAGUAAUUUAUUGAUCAGAAGCUUGUCCUGUGUCAGUGUUUGUAAGGUAAAAGAGAGGGGCGAUGACAAAGUGGAUUGUGAGAAAUCCAGUAUAAGAGGGUCUUUAAGGUGCAAGGAGUGUGCAGUUGAAUAUUAGCCAAUUUUGGGGGUUGCUUGCCAUGACGUGAAAAAGGCACAGUGUGGGGAGAGCAAAGUGUCCUGAGUCUGUGUUAUGGGACUGAUGUUUGGGUAAGAUCCCGGAGGGCAUUUCGGCAGCACGAUGGAGGAGCCAACAUGAAGGAGCUGCAUUACAGACUUCAGAGAGGUAAACGAGAAAAUACAGUGAGUUUUCGUCUUACACCCACUUGCUGCCUCUCAUGAGCUUCAGGCAGGUGUUCUCAGCAUGGGGAGGACAACAAGAAGGCAAAAGCAAACUUAGUGUACUGUUCAAACUAGAGUGCAACUAGUGGUGCUUAAAACCAAGGGUUAAUUAAAUUAGUCUUUUUAAUCUAUAUAUUGGUUUGUAACUAAAAGUAGCUUUAUAUUAUAUAUAUUUAUAUGCUGUCUUUUGUAAAAAACUGAAUAAGUGAACAUACAGACUGGGCAUAUCCUAUUGUGUGUUAGGAAAUAUUUUUGUAUGUUUUUACAGAUAAAUGCUUAGGAAAAUAUAAAGCCCAUGUAGUUAAACUCGGCCUUGGUUAUGAAAUUGAUGUUUUUAAAGCUCUGCUGUCUUCAAAACCAUGAUGGUUUUCUCCUUUCAUAGGUGAAAGUUUCAAAGGGAACUAAUUCACAACAAUGUAUUACUUUCAUCCUUCAUUACCAUAAUAAAAAGGUACUUGUCUCUGGGUCUGGUCCAUACAGAUCUAGUGUAAUUGACACUGGAAUAUGGAUUGCAGAAGGGUUGAUUAAAAAAUCUGUAAAAUGCUGCUUUGCAAAAACAACUUUUAAAGGGCAGUCUCAAAAAAAUGAGAAAACUCCAGUCAUAGCUCCCAUUAGAUUAUCCAUUAUUUCUGUCACAGUUAUGCUCUUUUGUACUUUAGAGGCCACAAGUUUGUUCACCUUCUCUCAGAACAUUGUUGAAAGAAUACCCAAAAUAU
This is a messenger RNA of Melopsittacus undulatus (budgerigar), 2385 nucleotides long. It is a transcript of the gene LRRC3B, whose product is annotated as leucine rich repeat containing 3B. The transcript has 2 exons. Bases 205 to 984 code for a protein of 259 amino acids. Gene Ontology annotation, molecular function: protein binding. Lineage: Eukaryota; Metazoa; Chordata; Aves; Psittaciformes; Psittaculidae. Gene Ontology annotation, cellular component: plasma membrane. The record is from RefSeq and is a predicted model, not a curated record.